Molecule: messenger RNA, 3759 nt
Organism: Owenia fusiformis
Lineage: Eukaryota; Metazoa; Annelida; Polychaeta; Sabellida; Oweniidae
Source: the annotation of a GenBank genome assembly
UUUAAAUCCAAGAUGGCGAACACGCGCCGGAAAAAUGAUGGGGGUCCAAAUGCCAAGUUUUUUGAGUCCCAAGAGACAAUUGCACAAUAUGAUAACGUGCGGAAUUGGCUCCUUAAAAAUUGUAAAAAGUAUGUCCAGGCUGAUCCUCCCACCAAUAAGACUCUGGCCCAGUUAGUCUGCCAACUACUUCAGUUCCAAGAGGAUGCAUUUGGCAAGAGUGUCAGCAAACCAGCUUUAACUAAACUUCCUAUGAGAAACUUCAUUGAUUAUAAACCUGGUGGAGCUCUUUGUCACAUACUGGCUGCAGUCUUUAAGUUUAAAACUGACCAAGGAUGGAGGAGAUUUGAUUUCCAGUCCCCUUCAAGGAUGGACCGCAAUGUUGAGAUGUUCAUGCAAAUAGAGAAAAGUCUGGUGCAGAAUAAUUGCAUGAUCAUGCCGAAAGUCUUUCUGAUGCCUGAUCUCGACAAGAUUCUGGUGCCCACGUAUAAAGACAUUAUAAAGCGGCACUCUGGUACCAUUGUUACUGAUAAAAAGGAGGCAACACAUAUUGUCCAUAUUAUGCCCAUAUAUAACGAAGACGAGGAAUGGUGUCGACCACUGAUGAAGCGAGAUAAGAACACAUUGAUUCACUGGCUGUACUUCCCAGACAGCUAUGACACCUGGAUAGAGUCUGACAUAGAGUUCGACCCCCAGCCACCCCGUACUAAGGAACCCCCUUAUGAAGUUAAUGCAAGGUGGCUGCUUGAUCUUGAUGAAUUCAAUGAAUGGAUGAAUGAGGAGGAUUAUUGCAAUGAAGAUGAAGAUGGGAAAAGGAAGAAGAAAAGUAACCAAUCAAAAAUGACAUUUGAAGAUCUUAUUGCCAGCAGUGAUAAGAAAAAAGAGAAACAGAGGAAGAGGAAAAGAUCCCCGUCUCCAGCACCAGAUAAAAAGAACAAGAGGAAAAGUGCACGCAGCCCUGCAGUCUCAUCUAGCAAGAAACGUUUUUCCAAGGAGGAUGAGGAUGAUGAUCUCACUAAAGGGAUGGAUGACCCGUCUCCGGAGCCUAAUAUCACUGAAGUUCACCUACCCCGACAACCAUCGACAUCCCGAUUCCAGAAGGAUACAGACAUGAACCCAAUACGUGGGGGCAUUAUGAUGGAUGUGGAGGAGGAAAUGCCUCUUGACGGAAAGGCUGAGGAUGAGUCAUCGCAGAAGGCAUCCAGGUCAGGGACCCCUAGUGAUGAAGUGACUGGGAAACGUGACAAGCCGGAGGAACCAGAGGAGAAUGUAACAGAACAGACUCACCAUAUAAUAAUCCCCAGUUACACAGGAUGGUUUGACUACAAUGGGGUACAUGCUAUAGAGAGACGGGCAUUACCAGAAUUCUUCAAUUCUAAGAACAAGUCAAAGACUCCAGAAAUCUACCUAGCCUAUAGGAAUUUUAUGAUAGAUACAUACAGGCUGAAUCCCCAGGAGUAUAUUACAAGUACAGCUUGUAGGAGGAACUUGGCUGGAGAUGUUUGUGCAAUAAUGAGAGUCCAUGCAUUCCUUGAACAGUGGGGCCUAAUCAACUACCAAGUAGAUGCAGAUGCCAAGACAACAUCAAUGGGCCCCCCUCCCACAUCACAUUUCCACAUAGUAUGUGAUACACCCUCUGGUCUACAGCCCCUGAACACACCAAAGACCAACCAGCCAUCGGCAGCCAAGCAGAUCAUGGACAUGUCUGGGGGAACCAGGAAAGAUGAAGAAUCUGAUGAGAAAAAACAUUCUUCCACAUUUGGACUCAAAACUGAUAUUUAUUCUAAAAAGGCAUUAUCGGACAAAAGUGCGGCAACAAGAUCGAAGGAAUGGACUGACCAGGAGACCCUCCUGCUUCUGGAGGCUUUAGAAAUGUACAAAGAUGACUGGAACAAGGUCUGUGAACACGUAGGAAGUCGUACACAGGAUGAAUGUAUCUUACACUUCCUUCGACUCCCCAUUGAGGACCCAUAUCUCUCAACUGAUGGAGGACACCUAGGUCCUUUAGCCUACCAGCCAAUCCCAUUCUCCCAGUCAGGCAAUCCUAUCAUGUCCACAGUGGCUUUCCUGGCCUCAGUUGUUGAUCCAAGAAUCUCAAGUGCUGCUGCUAAGUCUGCUCUAGAGGAAUUUUCUAAGAUGAAGGAUGAGGUUCCUUCAACUCUAAUUGGUGCCCAUAUAAAGAAUGUUGAGACUGCCAUCAAGGAGGGCAAGAGUGUAGACUCAGAGUAUGGAAUAGACAAAAGUGGAAUCGCUGGGACUGGUGCAGACAAGGAAGGAGAGACUGCAACGGAUACUACUACUACUACUACUUCUACUUCUGAUGCUGGGGAGAAGAAGGAGGGAGAAGAAAAAGAAGAGAAAGUUGAGGGAGGGGACAACAAAGACAAAGAAAAAGAAAAGGACAAGGAGGAACCAAUGGAGACAGACAAGGAGAAAGAACCAGCAGAUGCAGCAACAGAGGAAAGUAAGAAAGAAGAGGAAAAAGACAAAAAGACUGAUGAUAAAGAGGAGACCAAGGAUGUGCCAGAUGUUAAGACUGAACCUGAAGAAAAAUGUGAAGAGAAAAAGGAGGAGACUCCAGCUGCAGAGGAGAAGAAGGGAGAAGAAGUUAAAGAGGAGAAGGCCCAAGAGGACAGCCAGGUGGCCAAACCUAAAGAUGGUUCCCUGACUGACAGCAACAUACAGACUGCUGCGGCAGCUGCCCUUGCUGCUGCUGCAGUCAAGGCAAAGCAUCUAGCUGCUGUAGAGGAGCGCAAGAUCAAGAGCCUAGUGGCAUUACUAGUCGAGACCCAGAUGAAGAAGCUAGAGAUCAAACUGCGUCACUUUGAGGAACUGGAGACAAUAAUGGAUCGUGAACGUGAAGCAUUGGAGUAUCAGCGUCAACAGCUUUUACAUGAGAGGCAACAAUUUCAUAUGGAGCAGUUGAAAGCAGCAGAGUAUCGUGCCCGCCAACAUGCUGCUCAACAGAUGGCGCUUGAUAAGCAGAAGCAGCAGAUGGCGAGUGGGGGCGGUGAUAAUAGUGAGUGUACUCCCUCAGCAGCUUCACUGGCUCCUCAAGGACCCCCACCCCCAAUCAACCCUAACAUGGCAACAGCAGCAGGCCCCAUUCAAGUGCCCACGCCUCCCCCAGCCUCAGGCACCCCUACCCCCAGUGAGAGUGGUGCACCUGAUACAGCUGCAAGUCAAGGCAGCCCAGAGCCAAUGGCCACAGAUUCUCCAGCAGUUCCUUCUCCUGCUAAGGUGUAAAACCAUAUUAAUAAUGGCGACAAGAACUAUUAAUAAUAGAACAUUCUAAUGAUGCAUAAUCCUGUAAGCAGGCAAUAUCCUCUAAUCUCUUUUAUACACGGAAUGUGCUAUCGGCAAAUUCUAUGUUUGUGUUUUUGGAAGAUAUUGACCUCUGUAUUAAGAACUUUUAGUGAAAUUGAACUUUCUUAAAGCAUGCAAUAUAGUGAGAAUCGAUUUAUCUCAAAAUAAUGAAGGAAUUGCUAGAUUUAUAUUUGUAUAAAGUGUAAAUAUUUGUAUGUGUACAACAUAGUAGUCCUACUACUGUAAAACUCUCUAUGAUUAUGUAGUAAAAGUCUAGAUGUAGAUGUCUUGGUAACAACUGUGAUUUAUUUUGUAAAAGUCAAUGUUGUAUUAUGACUAGACAAAUAUAUUCUUGAAACCAAUAAUCAAGUAGUUAAAUCAUUCAUUAACUUCAAAACUGGCUAUAGAUGGCUCCAUGUUACUGCGUUGGAGCAAUGAUAUGAUGAAUCUUCAGCU